AUGCUCCCUCAACUGCGUUGGCUAUUUAUUCAAGCCCUGGCUCUUCAAGCGACGGCGCUCAGCCUUAAAGGGCCUAAAUUCGCUGUAACGUCAGCAAAGGCUAGCAUUGUUCGGGCAGAAACCAUCGAACUCGAUGGGCCAUUAACCACGGUGACCGUAGGAAAGAGCGAAAACCUAAGGGUAUCUUUUACCGUGUUGGGAGAUGAUGGGAAUCCUGUUCGGCCACAUCAGGCAUUUUUGCGUAUGGUUGAUGAAAAAUCAGGAGAAGAGGGUAUUCAGCCUGUAAAGGUUGGCAAAGACGGUAAAGGAAAGGUCGAAAUCAGUAUCAGCCGGCCACCCGUAUCAUUGCCCCCUACCACAGAAAAUCCCUUGAGCGUCUCUCUGAUUCUGGGCUCAUUUACUCAUACCCCUCGCACCGUCCCACUUUUCAAUUUGCGGCUACCUCCGUCUGCCCCAGUCACCCCCCACGCACAAGAAAAGCAUUAUGCGCCACAGCCACUCAUCGCGCAUAAAUUCAAUCCGGAACCUUCCCAACCACCAAAAGUAGUAUCCGCUACGUUUGCAGCGAUUGCAUUGGCUCCUUGGCUCGUUCUUGCCGGACUUUUAUCCCAAAUCUCGACCCCACUCAAUACCAGCACCAAGGCACUGUCAUACACUGGGCCGUUCCUUUCUCUUCUCUUUGCACUCGAAGGGUUGCUCUUCGUCUACUGGCUCAAGCUUCGAUUAUUCCAAGUUUUGACUUACGGUGUGAUUCUUGCAGUCAUGGCUGCUGGAGCCGGAAAACGUGCUCUGGCUUGGAAGUCGACCGCUACGAAGUAG
This is a messenger RNA of Rhizoctonia solani, 819 nucleotides long. RefSeq names its product oligosaccharyltransferase complex subunit. Gene Ontology annotation, biological process: protein N-linked glycosylation. Gene Ontology annotation, cellular component: membrane; oligosaccharyltransferase complex. Bases 1 to 819 code for a protein of 272 amino acids. The transcript is spliced from 5 exons. The record is from RefSeq and is a predicted model, not a curated record. Lineage: Eukaryota; Fungi; Basidiomycota; Agaricomycetes; Cantharellales; Ceratobasidiaceae.